AUGACGCCCGUGUGCCUCAUUGGAGGUGGCGCUGACGGCCUGUACGUGAUGGAAGAAGGUAUUAGCCUCCUAGAGAGCUUGAAUGAGCCUGUGGCAAUUAUUUGCUUGGCAGGACAGUAUCGAACAGGCAAAAGCUUCUUUCUCAACCAACUCGCGUCUCAUUGCGACAAGCUGCCAUGGACCAGUAUUAAAGGCAAUAUAGUGACUAAUGACAUUACCAGCUCUGCCUUUUGUGUGGGACCGACAACUGAGUCGUGCACAAGAGGCAUCUGGCUGUGGGCACCGCAGCCUCCAGUACGCAAUCCAUCCGGUCAACUCGUGUUGUUUCUGGAUACCGAGGGCAUGGCAUCUACGGAUAAUGACGAGAGUUACGACGCCAAGAUUUUCUCAUUGGGACUGCUACUAAGCUCGCUCUUUGUGUACAACACGAUGGGUGUGAUCGAUGAAGGUGCCAUUGAUCGUCUGUACCUUGUUUCGGAGCUAACGAAACAUGUUUGUUUUAGUACACAUCCUUGCAAUAUGUCAGCUUCGGCAAGCGCUGUUGGUAGUGGUGUUGCGAGCUCGGAGGAGGCGGUACUGAGCGGUGACAAAUCAGAGGAAUCGCGGGCACUGGCACUGCAUUUUCCGCCAUUCGUAUGGCUUCUCCGUGACUUCGUGCUUGACAUGCAGAUAGAAGGCAACGCUCUGACUGCCAAUCAGUAUCUUGAGAAGGCUUUGGAUGCACGAGUCGUUAGUGCUACAGCUUCUGAGAGCACGAGAUUGCGCCAAGAAGAGCGGAAUCGUACUCGUGCGUCAAUUCGUGCUUUGUUUGGUCGUAGAGAAUGUAUGACGCUUGUUCGACCGGUGACCAAUGAGCGUGACCUCCGCCGCGCAGCAGAUCUACCGGAUGCUGAAUUGCGAUCGGAGUUCGUGGAGCAAAUGUCUGCAGUACGACAUCGCUUGCUUACGUCUGUGAGAGUCAAGGAGCUUCUAGGCAAGGUUUUGCAUGGCCCUCAAGUAGCACAGUUGGCGCGUUGCUACACAAGCACGAUGAACAGUGGAGCUGUUCCGAAUAUUAAAGCAGCCUGGGAGUACGUUUCAGACGCCACCUGCCAAACCGCACUUGCUGCUUCUAUUGAUUUAUAUGAUACGCUAAUGGAGGUCGUCACUGGCAAGAAGCCGUCUACAAAGGCAAACGAUGACAAAAAAACUGAGGAUACAGAUAAAGUGGAAGGAGAUACUGAUGGUGGUGGUAGCGAUGAUGUUGAGGGUAGAACGAAGGUUUUGUCCCAAACAGAGUUUGAGGCAACUUACAAGAACGCUCAGGAGCAAGCGCUGUCGCUGUUUAAAGCUCGAUCGAUUGAGGGCACGUCGCGCACAGUGUGCUUCCAGAAGCUGAAACAGCAUAUGCAUGCCCAGCGCACAAUAUUAAUUGCGCAACUUCAAAGACGCUCCAGCAAAUUCUGUGCGAAAGUGCUAGCCAAGCUGCGCGCAAAGUUUUUGGCUCGCCCUUUGGCUGCGGGCGCAUGGGACGCUGCUGCAAACAAAGAAGAGGCCUUUCAGGCUACAAUGAGCGUGCUGGAAGAAGUAUACAAACGAAAAGCUCGCGGUCCAGCGAAGAAGAAAGUGUUUUACCAGUUUCUGCGUGUCGACUCGCUUGAGUUCUUUGAAGCAUUAUUUCAACGUAUGACUAACAAUCAAGCACAGGAGAAAGCCAAGUGGAAUUACUCUCGAGAGAAACUUGAACUCCAGCAUGCGAACGAUAAAAUGGAGUGGAAGCGACGGCUGCAUGAGAAAACUAUGAAGGUGCAACAGCUUCUGGAAACAAAAAAGUAUCUGGAAGAUAAGAUUGCCACACAGAUUGUACGCAUUUCAGAGAUGCAGUUCUCGUCGCAACAGCAAAUUGCUUCGAUUGCGGAGUUUGACAUUGAACGUAAAAGUUUAAGCGAAGAGAUAGAGCAGCUUCAUGCGGCAGUGACUGGGCUGACAAAUGAUCUGGAGAAAACGCGACUGAGACUACAGCAUAAGGAGGAGUCUCUUGCUAAGGUCGAAUCGGAAGCACGUAGCACAAAGCAAGAACUAACGAAGCUGGCGGAAUCGUUUCGUACAACACAAGUGGGAGAAAAAGCGGACUGGAUUCGUCGCGCUGCUGAUCAGGCGGCCGAAAAAGUAACGCUACGAAAACAUUUAAAGCAGGCGGAGCAUGAAGUUCAGCAGCAAAAGCGUGAAAUAGAGCUGCUAGACAAAGAGCAACGGCAGCUGCAGCAAUUGUAUGAUACUGAAUUGGAUGCUCGAGUUCAGCUCGAAAAAGAGUACGCGAUGCUUCGUGGUGACAACGACGAGAUGAAACGUCAAAUGAAGCAAAUUACGAUGGAGCAUGUCAAUGCUAAGAAGGCUGCGGAGCGCGAGCGUGUAUGCUUGGAAGCACGACUACAACGCUUUCAGAUGCAGCUGGGCCGGCUAGAGUGUAGUCGUGGGGUCGAAGUAGUGCUUCGUGACUGUGUGUCGGAUGUAGUUCGUCUAGCGGAUGAGGAGAGAAUAAUUACGCUGCAAGAGGAGCGGCGAAUACUGCAGGAGCAGUUAGGUGAUCUACACGAGAAAAUAUCGACCCUACCAGACUUUUACGUGCGGCAGAUUUUCUGUGCACCAGAACCGGUGACAAGUUUUUUCGAUGCGCUGACUUUUGGAGUUAGUGAUCCCAGGACAUGGUAA
This is a messenger RNA of Peronospora farinosa, 2691 nucleotides long. The record is from the annotation of a GenBank genome assembly. Lineage: Eukaryota; Oomycota; Peronosporomycetes; Peronosporales; Peronosporaceae.